AUGAGUGAGGAUAUAUUAAGUAAAAGCAAUAUGGGUGAAUAUGGAGAAGUACAUUUUCAUAUAGAUUUGUAAUUUAGGACUUUGAUCAACAACUCUAUGAAAGAUGUGAACAAUUUUGCUAAAAAUUGAGACGAACAAAUUAAUAACUCUAUAAGUUUGAAUUGAUAUCAAUUUUAGACAAUUUUCGAAUAUUGUUAAUUAAAAUACGAAAGCAGCUAAAGAGUAAUUGGGACAAAUGUUGAGUGAGGAACCCGAUUUAUUAAAGGAAGUAAAUGCGCUAUUGGAAGAUGAUGUCAAAUUCAAGACUCAGAAGGAGAAACUGACUGAAUUUAUCAACAAUGAGACUAGCAAACCCAAAGCUUUGGAGUCAAUUUUGAAAUAAAUAUAAAAUGGACAUUUAGAUGGACAUCAAAACAAAGACCAUAUCUUGGAAUUAUUCAGCAAUGAACCUCAAUUACAAUAACAAUUUUUGUAGAGUUUCAAAAAGAAGCAUGACCAAAUUCCCCCAAAAAAAAAAGUUGAAGAAAAUAGAAAUUACUUUUAAAAACUACUGGAUAAAAAUGGAGUUGUCGAUAUGGUAAGACUUACAUUUUUUAAAUUAGAAUGAAUUACUUUUUUGGGAUAAAUUUAGAAUGAGAGUCGUCUAGCAAUACCCCAAUGAUCAUUAACAAUUUAUGAAUGAAUUCAUGAAGAUUAUACAUCUAUAUUCCGAAUGCAUCAUCACUUAGAUGGAAGUGAUGGAAUUAAUCAAUCAACAACAAUGGUUAGAAACUGAAUACAUAGAUGAAAUUAGAUCCAUGUUGUCUACAAGGGUCAUUGCUCGAAGAAUACAAACUCCACUUUUUAAACCUCUAAAAGAUACUGAUUUUGCUUAGGUUGACAGGGUCACCAGAUCCUAUGUUCGAAUGCCUAUUGGUUAUGCAAAGGCUAACAAUAAUUCGGAGAUUCUCAAUCAUUCUUGGGUAUCAGUGCCAUUUGGUUCUGAGGACCAAUCAUUCUUAAUUAUGAGGAAAAACACCUUUGAAGAACAACUAUUUAAAAGUGAGGAUGAAAGAUUUGAAUUUGAUGUCAAUAUUUAAUAAAUUAAAAGAACCAUAAAUUUAUUGUAAGAGAUAAUCGACAGUAAUAAAGAAGAUCCAAUAUUGAUUGCUAAAGUAAUUGAUAUGAGAAUAUUGCAACAAUUAUAUAGAAAUUAAACUUAAGAUUAAAAUGAAGUCCUUUAGAUAUUUUAAACCAAACCUGCUGAAAGUGCUAAAAUCCUCAUUAAGAGAGUCAAAUAAAAAUUAAAUGAACUCAUUUCUGCUAGAAAUAAUAAGGCUAAAUAAAUUUGGGAAAAUGUCUCCCUCAACAACUUUCAUCGUUCCCUUGAUCAUAGAUCCUUUUACUUCAAAAAGAAUGAUAAAUUGGUCAUAAAUGGAUAAAGAUUUGCCAGGGAAAUCGAGGAAUAUGCCAAAAACAUCUUAAUUAAACAUCUAGGAACUAAAGAACAUGUUUUUGUUAAGAGAAAGCAAGACCAAAUACAAUACACUUUCGAAAACUCUUUUCUGAAUUCCCUUGCUUAGAUGACUAAUAUAAGGCCGAUUUUACCUAAAUAGAUGCCAUUAGUACCAGCUACUAAAGAAAAUAUCCGGUUUUUCCCUUUGAUUUCUCUAUGGAUGGGAAAUGAAUAAAUUUUAUAGGAAUGUGGUUAAUUUGUUAUUCAUUAUCUCCAAAUCAUGGGAGGCAACAAUUCUCUGGAUAAGAGAAACGGAACAUUUUUUAUGAUCAAAUUGAUCAACCAUUUCUUUUAAGUUUCCAUGAAACCAAUGCAAAUAUCCCAAUUGACAUUAAUAGAUACUAAAUUGAAAAAUGAAAUUUAAGAAUUAGAAAUUUAUGACAUUCAUUACAAUCCAGAGGAUGCCUCCACCUCUAUUCCAGAAAUAGAAAAUGAAUCCCCAGGCUUAUUCCUGAAUCUGCAACCAAAAGUAAAGUCAACCACAUAUGUGACCCAAAAUCUGUAUAUCCUAUUGAGAUUUUUGCAUACAAUAUAUCAAAGACUGGAGAUGGCUUAUGUGAUAAGUCAACAGAACAAGUUGGGACAAGAUAAGAGAUAUAACUUAUUCAAAUCUGCUCUAUUCCUUUCGUUAAAGGCCAAAGACUUUAAAUAUGAGGAUCAUUUACGAAGUUUGUUCGGAAAGCAUGUAGAUUGAUUUCUUAAUUAUGUUAGGGUUUUAUAUUUUCAACUUUGGAGAAGGUGUUCCAUGAUGCUGCAAAACAGUUGGCUAUUUGUGCUUCUGAUGUUGUGACAAUGUCAUUUUUUGAAAAAUCAGUUUCAGUGGAGGGAGACCUGGAUAAAUACUUUUAAGUUGUUUCCAGCAUUGUAAAUGGGGAAGGAAUUAAGGUUUCUGAUUUAGAAGCUUAGGUGUUUUGUAAGUUCUCGUAACUUCAGGAGGAGGAACAAUUAUUGAAAUUGCAUUAGGCAUUUUCUCAUCAUAAACCAGAAAAGAGGCCCAUCUAUAGAGUAAAUUGAUUGAUUAAAUGUAGAUUGCUUGUUGGCAUAGGGCUUGUUUUAUUUCAAUAUUACCAGCAUAUGGAGGAUGCAAUCAAGAGACAUGUAAAUCUUGUAAGUAACCUUUCUUAAUGAGGAACAUGAAAAGAGGUGAAAGACGUAUGAUGAUUACAAACAGUGUUGAAUGGAGUGUCGAUGAAUGUAGCCAUUUCAAACCAAUCAUUAAUUAAGGAGAAGACUAUUUAAAAUGUGUAUGAGUGUGAUCCUGAU
Messenger RNA from Paramecium octaurelia, 2758 nucleotides. The record is from the annotation of a GenBank genome assembly. Lineage: Eukaryota; Ciliophora; Oligohymenophorea; Peniculida; Parameciidae.